AUAGCCAGUAGAGCUCCGACUAGACCUGUCUCAGGGCAGUGUGAGUCGACGACAUGCGUACCGCACUAUUCUUCGCCGCUCUGACCGCGUCCGCCCUAGCAGGGCCGACUGGUCAACGAACCUCUUGCGCGCUCCACUGCAACGACGCCGAUAUAUUUACCUACCAAACAGGCAAGAGCUAUGAGUACGACUACUCUGUGACCACCUCCACCGCCCUCCUGGGAACCUUCGAUGAUGACGCCCACAUGAGCAUCACUGCCAAGGUUCACAUUGAUAUCUCCGCUCCCUGCGAGCACUCACUCAGGCUGACAGAGGUCACCCUGGAUGGCUCCUCCCACACGGAGGAGUUCGCUGCCGCCAUCAGUAAGUCUCCCCUGCGCUUCUCAUUCCAAGAUGGCCGCGUGGAGAGCGUCUGCAGCGAGGUGACUGAGCCUGCUUGGGUCCUUAACUUCAAGCGAGGUGUUCUCUCGACCUUCCAGAACUCCAUGACUCAUGUGGGGAACGAGGACGUUCAGGAGACCGACAUUUCUGGAGUCUGUACAACCCACUAUAAAAGUGUAAGUGACGACAACGUAAUAACAGUAGAGAAGACCAAAGACCUAAAUUCUUGCACUGGACGAUCCAACUCUGCAUCUUACAUCGCUUCCAGCGGCUACCUCACCGACUCCCCCGUCCAGAGCCUCCCAAUCUUCAAGAGCACAAACAAAUGUAACCAGAGAAUAGAAGACGGGGUCCUCAGGAUGGCAGAGUGUGAAGAAACCCACAAGUUCCGUCCCUUCUCCAGUGAGGAAGGUGGUGCUGUGACCACCGCCAAGACCACCAUGUUACUUGUAUCUCAAAACAGACCGGCUGUUCCAGUUACUGACUACCAGUUUUACAGCAAGUCCUUGGUGUUUGAGCAGAUUAACACUCCUAAUGGACAAACACAGACUGAAGUUAUUGAGAAGCUAUUGAGUGAUCUAGAGGUGGCAACACAUGAGGAAAUCCUUCCCGAGGUUCCAGUUCUUUUCUCCACUCUUGUUGCCUCUCUUAAAGGCCUUGAUUACCCGACCCUUAAAACCAUAUACACAAACACCAAGGAAAUCCAUUCCCGCAAGUUCCUGAUAGACGCCAUGCCUCUGGUGGGAACAGCCGCUGCUGUUGGUGUAGUCAGAGAUAUGUUCAUUAACGGUGACAUGACAGACGCUGAUGCUGAUGUAUGGUUCACCUCAUUGGCCUUCGUCAAGAAUCCAACUUCGGAGAUGUUCACUGCUCUUGCGCCUCUUCUGGAAAGCAACCCUAGUCAGGACGCGAUGCUGGGAACUUCUGCUCUUGUUAACACUUACUGUAAAAUCCAUCCUGAUUGUGGUGAUGACUCAGGCAUCCAGCAAGUUCUUCGACGUAUCGAAAGGCACCUUGGAUCUGGGUGUCGUACAGUUAACCAAGAGGAAAAGAUGAAGGUGCUAAUGACACUAAAAGCCCUGGGUAACGCUGGACGUUGGGUUAACGCCAACCCUAUCUUACAACGUUGCUAUACCGAAGAUAAUGACAUGGAAGUUCGUGUUGCUGCAAUUGAAGCCUGGAGACACACUCCUUGUGAAUAUGACCGCUCUAACCUUCUGGCAGCCUUCCAAGAUGAGACUCAAGAUACGGAGGUUCGCAUUGCUGCUUACCUCGCUGUCAUGACCUGUCCAACACCAAGUUUCAUUGACACUAUCAAGGAUCGCCUUACCUCCGAAGGUGUCAACCAAGUUGGCUCCUUCAUCUGGACUCACAUGACCAACUUGCAAGAGUCAGCCGCCCCAGGUAAACAGUGGGUACGUGAGUUGAUCGGCGAGGAACUCCUCCAGAAGAAGUUUAACACUGAAGCUCUUAAGUUCUCUCGUAACUACGAGUCUUCUUUCUUCAUGAAUGAACUGAACGCUGGAGCAGCUGUAGAGAGCAACGUCAUUUUCUCUAGCAAGUCCUUCCUGCCACGAUCAGCCAUGCUUAACCUCACUCUCGACCUCUUUGGUGAAUCUAUCAACCUCUUUGAGGUCGGUGGCCGCAUUGAAGGAUUUGAGGCAUAUGUUGAACGCUUCUUUGGACCUCAUGGAUAUUUCCCACAAGAGACCGUAGAGGGAAUAAUAAAAGGCCUGCGUCAACAGAAACCUGAUCCUGAAGCUACCACCUUGGAGGGAAUCCUCGACCAAGCAACUGAUGAGCCAGAAGGUUCCUAUUACCUCCGCGUCUUUGGCAAUGAACUACAUUACAAUCACUUCCAUGGUCUGGAGAACCUAAUGAAGACAUCUGGAGCUUCCAACCCACUAGAGAUUCUGAUGGAGCUUGCUCGUAAAGGUGAUGUUGAUUACACAAAGUCUUACCAACUGAUGGAUGCUCAUUACACCAUCCCCACCGUGUCUGGCUUACCAGUGACACUCACUGCUAAAGGUACAGCUACUCUUGCCUUGAGAAUGAAUGGUAAUUUCAAGGCUCAAAGCCUCAAGAAUAUUAACAUUGAGGGUCACAUCCACCCUUCAGCGGCUGUACAAAUGGACGGCCUCAUGGUUGUUGAUGCACACGUCACCCGCACAGGAAUGAAGAUCUCCUCCACCCUCCACACUUCCACCUUCCUCGACGGUAAAGUCCAGAUCGAUGGAGGGAAGCUUGUUGACAUUGCCUUCAACACUCCCAAGGAAAAGAUUGAGGUUAUCGAUGUUAGCACCAAAUUCUUUUACUUAGAAGAUGACCAAGAGAUCCAAAAGGAAGUAGAAGAGACAGUGGAAUCUGAAGGCUGUGUACGUAUAGUUAGUGGAAUUGAAGCCUGCAGCGAUAUAACUUAUACCCCAAGCUCUGCCACUAGCCCGAGAUUCCCACUCACAGGACCAACCUCUCUUCACUUGUAUUUCAAGAAGACUGAUACCCAGACUGGAUACAUUUUACGCUUCGUUCGUGAAACUAAUGAAAUACGUUUCCUGUUUGACACACCAGAGUCUCAAGUAGACCACAAAGUACAGCUCACCAUUUCAAAAGAAAAUCAAGCUAUAAAUUUCGACCUUCAAACACCCUGCAUAUCUAUUCAAGGUAAUGGCGAGUAUACAUGGAAAAGAAACAACAAAAAUAUGAAAUUAACUCUCUCAGUGGAUAACUCUGAGAGGUACACACUGGAGACUGGACUUCAAGAGAGCAGAGGGGAUAUCAUGAAAAUCGAGCCAAUGUUAAUAAUUUCAUCUCCAAGAGGGGAAAUAAUUAACUCAAGGGGAAAAUUCCAGGCCAAUACAGCUGGUGCCAAGUAUGCCGCUGAAGUUACCGUAUCCGGAGUGACCGCCUCUCCAGUCAUCAUUCGAGGUUCCUAUGAAGGUGAAGACAAGUCUGCUGGCGUAACCUUUGUGCUGGAUACUCCCAUUUAUGACAUCAAUUUCAAGGGGCAAAUUGGACACGAGGAAAACUUUGUGACUUCUAAAGCUGACAUUGAGUACACCACGUUAGAGGGAGACAGGCAUAUGAUCCAUCAUUCUGGCCUUUACAAGUGGGAAACAUCUGAGGAACUGACCACAUACUCAAUGAAUUUUGUACUGAAUCCAACCCAAUUUCCGGAAAUGUCUCUUUUAUAUGACUACAAAAUUAUGAUUUCCAAGGGUCGAUUGGAAGUAAGCGGAGAGUUAACCAUUGGACCUAUCACCUAUUACGUGGAAGAAGUCUAUUCGUAUACCAACGAAAACAACCAUCUUGAUUUCAGCCUCCGUACAUCAAUGAAAUGUCCUUAUUACCAAUUUGAUAUCCUGGCUUACAAGGAACUUAAGAUUGGGCCAAAUUACGUAAAUAGCAAGUUAAUGACUCGACAUGCCCCUGGGAAGGAGUACUUGCUCACUGUGGACCUAAACAAGAAUGAGGAUGUUGAACUCUCAGGCCGUAUUAGUGUUCAGUGUGAAGAAGGAACGCUCACUACGGAGGUUCUUCUCAGUAAGAUUGCCAGUGGUCAUUACAAGGCUCAGGGGAUUGCCAAGGUUAUAACAACAGAAGAGAUGACCUGGAAGCUGGAGGGAACUGUGCAGAAUAAAUCGAUACCUGAGAAAGUUCAUAUUCUUAUGGACGGUAAUUAUGAAUCACCAGUCAACGCGGUGACAGUCCAUUCAGGUAUCUAUGCUGAUAGAGAGAAGGCCACUGUUGACUUCAAAACAGAUAUCAAUGAUCAAAAGUUCUCCAUGACAAUAGAAGGUACACGUAGCUCCCUACUCGUCGACGCUAGCAUCUACAGACAUAUCCUUAUCAAUGCUUAUAUUAAUACAGUAAAUGAAGUACAGAAGCUACUCGUAAGUGUUGAAUGGGAUAAAGAUGUGGACCCUACUAAAACUUUCACCAUAAAUGGAGAGCUGUCACCAAGUGGAGUUGGAGCUGGCUUCAAGUUUGCCGAAAUGGAAAUGACCGCUUCCUGCAGACUUGUUAAUAAUGGAGUAGAGUUGGCAGCCAUGUGGGCACCUGACAAGAGAGUUUUGGCCCAUGUUCAUUACUCACUCGACGACACCAAGUCUCUGGCCAUUACAGUAGAGACACCAUUCCAAGGAUGGGAAAAACAGGACGCUACAUUUACAGUCUCUCUCAAGGAUUAUGAAAUCACCAGUCGUGCUGCAGCUACCUGGAAGAACGCUGAACAGAUGGCACUUACAAUCAACGGCAAGUUCCAACCCGGUCUCUCCAACAAUGCGCUCAAGACCCAAAUACUCUUCAGCAGCAGCUUUGAAAAUUUCGAGCGCAUAACUUUCACUGUUGACCACACUAUGGCCGGUGCCACCAUUAACACCAACAUUGUGGGGCUGUGGAACAAAAAUGAAAUGAAGGGCAACUUCCAGCUCACUCCCAACGAAACUGGAGUUGAUGCAAGAGCCACUUUCAUCUCUCCGUUCACAGAGGAAGUUCUUGUUACCCUGCAUCACGAGUUACAUGACAUGGCAUUGACUACCAAGCUGGAGGCCAAAUACGGUGCUGAGACUUCCACCAUUACAAUGAAGGGCCACGUGGACCUCGGUGAUGUACACGACAUCACUCUUGUCGUUAAAGCAAUUACUCCUCUCGCUGCUUUCGAUGCUAAUAUCAAAUACACGUUGAAUGAAGAUAACAUUAAAAUCUUCGCUGAAGGUAAAGUGGGUGAGAAGCAAGUGUUGCUGAAUAUGAACGGCGAGAAAACAGUCACAGACGGUUCAACAGCUGUCUCAGGAGACUUGAAAUUUAUCACUCCUUUAACAUAUCCUUUAACCGCGACCUUCUCCCACAGUCAUGACGGACAACAAUUUACCUCCCAGUUGGAGAUGACCAGAAUAUGGUCAACAUUUGGCACCCUCAAGAUGCAUGCUGAAGGCCACAUGAUCUCCAAGAAUGACAUAGUAUUCAAUGCUAUACUGAGCAGUCCUGAUACUAAAGCUUCAGUUAAGGUUAAUCAUAAAAUUGCUGAGAGCAACUUGGCGUCUACUGUUGAUGUUACCGUCAACGGCGAGCGUAUUUUUGUCUCCAUCAACGGUAUCUUAGACGCCUUAAAUAACCUUGCCAAUCUUGAAGGAGAAGUGACCUCCACCUUCAAUGGUUUAGACGACAUUAAGGUGAAAAUUGAGAGCCAAAAGGAUUCAAAUACACGUACAUCAAAAUUCAUUCUAAUGAAAGGAAGUAAGUCUGUGAACAUUGUUCACACCAUUCGCUAUGAUGACUUGCUGAACUGGGAAAACUCCUUCACUAUUAAUGACAACUUUAAGUUACGUAACAAGCAGUCUCAUCUCAGCACUGCCUACGUCCAUGAGCUAGAGUCUAUGUGGAAUAAUGAAAGAGUGCACGUGACAGGAACUAUUGAUCCCAUAAUUUCUGAGAAUUCCCGUAAAAUUGACGCACAAAUCAACGUUGCUACUACUUUUGAGUAUUUUGAGAACAUCAACGUUAAUCUUAACUACGAAGACAAUGGAACUGAAUAUAAACCUACACUGUCAAUUGAAUAUAAACCAGGGAGCAUUAUUGAAAUUGCCUCGGUGGUUAAGUUUAAUGCAUCUUCUUUUUAUACUGAAUCUUCUCUAACAACUCCCUUCUGGCAGCCUUUGGGUUAUAAACUUCAACUUGACUUCCUGCCACAGAAGACAGCUACUCUUGUCCUUACGCGAGGAGCCAACAAGACUGUCAUUAACAUAAAUGGAACUUGGGAACAAGGAAAAUUAGAUGGACGUUUGGAAAUUCGCUCAACGUAUUUAACAGCACCAAUCUCAGUAGAAGUAAUGUAUGACAUCACUUCGUCAGAGAAGAAAGUUCGUGUAGCAGUAAUUACUGACAGCAGAUACGAGUUCAGUGGCUCAUACAUUGGUAACGCGAUGAAUCCCAAAUGGUCCUUAGCAGCUGUACUUCCAUUUGAGGAAAUCAACUCCAUAGAAUUCAGCGGUGAAUAUCAGAUCAUGGCUAUGCCAUUCACUGUGAACACUGUGCUAAAGUUAAAUUCAAAAACUUACGCAAUUAAUGGUAAAGUUGAUACAAACGAGUUCCUGAUAAAUGCAGAUGUUAAUGGUGUGAAGGGCAGUCUUGCUAGCAAAUGGUUUUACCACCCCACCCAUGCUAAUAUUGAAGUUAAACUUCAGUCUCCAGUAAGUACAGUGAACAACAUGGCUGUGUAUGCCAUGUACGACUUUGAAACUCAGAAGAAGAUACACGUAAAACUGACUCGUGACGCUCAGGAAAUCGAUUUAAUUGGCAAACUGGAAGGCGAAACUGUUGUCUUCACAGGCACAACUCCUUUCAAUGGCUGGGAAACUCUCAAUGCAUCAUUCUUCAUCUCCCAAUCUGCUAUCAAUGCAUUCAUCGCGAGGAACGACCAAAAAAUUGAAGUAACAGGCACCCUACACAUUAAGCGUAUCAAGGGAAAGAUUGAACUUGCUAUCAUCACUCCAUUUUCUAAUUAUGAGACCAUUUCUGUAAAAGCAAUAUAUAAUUUAUAUGGAGAGACCAAAAAAGUUGAGUUCAAAUCCACCUUUGGCACUGAGGAACUCUCUCUGAAAAGUAUCAUUAAGGUCAGUAACCCACUUGCUCCUGAAAUCAAAUUGGACAUCAUCACUCCAUUUGAGGCUGUCAAGGCUCUCGGCGGAGUAGCUCAAUGGAACUGGAAGGACUCUGUGAAAACUGCUGAGGUCAAGACUUACCAUAAUGAUGUUUCUUACAGGUGGCAUUUGGAAGCUGCUGCUGAGAGCCUUCUGAAGGGAUAUGCCACCUUCAAGGUCAUCACUCCUUUGGCAGGUUGGACUGAUGUGUCUGUGAAAGGAAGCUUCGACUUCAGAGCCAUGCCUUAUAAGGUAGCCUUGGUAUUCAAUAAGGAAGGUGUUAUUAAUGCCUUUGAAGGUAAUAUUAACCUAACCCAAAAUAACAUAUCUGGAGAGUUCACAACACCUAUUGCAGACUGGGAGAAAAUCAUACUGAAUGGUACCUACAACAUGGAGAACGAUCACCUCACUGGGCAUGUUGAAUUUAACAUGGGAUCCGAGAAGUAUGAAGUUAACAGUGACAUUCUGUUUAGAACCCAGACACCUAACUUGAAAAUUGUCAUCAAGACUCCAAUCGCCGAUGCUGCCAACAUUCAGCUAAUAUUAGACACCAAUAUGGUCGACACAGAGAAGAGAUUCACCCUCUCUUUCUCGAUAAAUGAUAUAAUUUAUUCUGCUGAGUUCACUGGUCAGUUACUUUACAAAACUGGAUUCAUAAAGGUAGUCACUCUAUCACCUAUCCCAAGUUAUACUGCUGUGGACAUCUACGCCAACUACGAUUUCACAGGUGAUAUUAAGACCGUUGAAAUUAAUCUGAAGAAAGAAGGUGAGGAUCAACACAUCGCCAUAGCCACAAAAGUUAAUGAUAACAAUUUGUUCAUCGAUGUUGUUACUCCAUUUGAAGGUUAUGAAGUUUUGAAAAUGACAGGUGAUUACACACGUAACCUUGGUCGACAUAGUGUGGUGGCUUCCUUUGUUAAAAACAAUCAAACUUAUGAUUUCCACGCCGAUGUUACCCUGGAUACCAACAGUGCCGAACUUAGAUUGUCAACUCCUAUUGCAGAAAUAAAUAAUGUUAUAAUCAAUGGCAAGUACGAACUUUUUGACGACAUCAUAAAUUGUUUAGUUCACUUUGAAAGAAAUGACGAAGUUUUUGAAUUCAAGACAAAUGCUGAAUUUCAUCCGAUGAAACCUAAACUAUACGUUGCCAUUGAUACACCUAUUGAUGGCUGGAGUAAGCUCAUCCUUGACAUCAGUUAUAACGUUAUCUCCGAGAAGAAAUCUGUGGAGCUCUCUAUCCAGAAAGAAACCUUCUCCAAGACGAUCAAAAUUCAAGCAAGUCAUAACCCUGAAAGUGGUUCCUUCAAAAUUGAAACACCUAUUGAAGGAUUUGAAGUUCUUGGUGCUGAAUACACACUAAGUGUGAACCAGAAUAACAACAUAGUGCAGGCCAGUGUUAAAAUUAACCAAAAUACUGAAGAAUGGAUCUUUUCAGCCUAUGGCCGCUACGACGUCGACAACUUUAUUAUCAGUUUCCAAACUCCCUUCGAAGAAUUUGAUAGAAUAUCUAUUGAGGGGAAAAUUGAUUUCGCUGCUAAGGCUGGCAAGGGCGUCAUUCAGUUUGGCUCAAACACCUUCUCCAUCAUUACGUCCUAUGCUUUAAACAACAUGUUCUUUGAGCUAGCAACUCCAUUUUCGGUUCUGAAGUUUGUGUCACUUUCUGCAUCUUAUACAUGGACUUCAAGCCAAAAGGACGCUACAGUGACUAUCGUAUACAAUGAGAACAAUUACGUACUCAAUGGGGCUCUCACUUUGUCUGCUAGAUCAUCUGGCAUCACUCUUCGAGCCACCACACCUCUCCAGAACUUUAAAAACUUGACCAUCCAGAUCAAAUAUGAUAUCGACAACAGGGACGAACUGGUUUCAGCCUAUAUGAGAGCUGGCCAGAACAAUUACCAUUUUAUAGCUGGCGGUUACAUAGAAGACAAAUUUGCAUACUGUAAAUGGGACAUCAAGUCUCCCUUCUAUGGAUGGACGAAUGUCAAGUUUGUAGCUAAGGUUGACCUCAGACAAGAGGAUAAGUUGCUCGAGAUUUCCCUAGAGAAAGAAGAGAAUGUAAAGGCCAUUGCUAUCUCUGGAAAACUAAUUGGAAGUACAAUGGACUUUAGCCUGAAAACCCCCUUCACCGGCCUCCAGAAUGUAAACGUAUUUGGAUCUUUAGAUCGAGUAAAGAGAUCUGUUGAAUUCAGAAUGAUGAAUGACGCUGGAGAAGCCUCAUUAGUGACCAGCUUUAACUUUGUCAAGCUUCAUUUAAAAACGCCAUUUGAAAGAGCACGAGAAAUUACUUGGGAAAUAACAAAAAUAAAUGAAAAUUCAUACAGUGGUCAAUGGAGAAGAGAUGGUAGUUAUUUUACCAUCUCACUAGAAAAGGAUAACCAGUCUCGUAGUUUCAAUAUGGAGAUUAACAGUGAACUAAAAGGUUGGGAAUUUCUAGCUCUCUCUGGCAGGCUCGACGAAGAGACAUUAGAGGGCUAUGUAAGUGGUGCUAUUAAUGAAGAUGCAGUCUCUAUCCAUGUAAAAGGAACCCACGCCUCAUCAGGCGAGUUCAACCUGGAAGUAACCACGCCUUAUCAACAGUACAAAAAGGUUGAAGGUAAAUUGGUAUAUGGUGGAAGACAGCAGAAGAUUCAUUUUGAAGCAAAGUCUACGAGCUCAGAGUUCCACUACAUGUUUGAACUUAGUCGAAGAAAUGGCCUUCAAUCUCAUCUGCUAGUGCCAAACCGUCGAGAAAACACUGAAUUGAAUGUACAAAUUACUCCCUUUUUGGGAAAGAUUACCUUUGUAUCACGAUUCGCAGCGCUCAGAAAUUUCCACCUGGACUACCAAAUUGCAUUUGCUGAUGUUAUCACAGUUACCCAAAAGAUAACAGUGAAUGAUCUUAAUGUUUUCAAUAUGGUACUGGAACAUAAUAAAGACGAGGAUAAGACUCACUUAGAAAUACAUACUCGUCAUCACAACCGCCACACAAUGAUUCAUAUUCAUUACGAGAGUGGGAGCAUUUUUAAUUUUAUUGUGAAAGUUGACACGCAAGUAAAUAAUGAAACCAUAGAGAGAGAGUUUAAGGUUGAUGCAAGAGCAACAAAGGCUGAAUCUGCAACAGAGAACGAGCCUUUCAGUGGCACGAUUAAUGCUGUAAUCACCAACACAUUCCAGCCACGACCCCAGAUUACUCAUGUGAAAAUUGAAUUGAAUCGAAGCUUAACACCCAAAACAGUAAGGAUUGAAAUUAGUCGAACACCAAAUCAACUUUAUAAACUUGACAUUAGUUAUAACAUAGACAUAACUAACCCGUUCAAUGGCAACUUUGACGCAAAAAUUUACACUCCUAACAGUCCAGACACUCCAUGGAAGACUGUUUCAGGCAGCUGGAAUGUGCAAGACCCAAGAGCCUCAAGUCUUACGUUCACUGUUGAUGAAGUAACAUACACAGUUCGGGGUAAAGUUGGCCUGAGAGAAUCAACAAUGACCCUGACUGCUAGCAACAUUGAAGAGAUGAUCUUCCUUCAGUGGAAAUUUGAAAGGGAAGGCAAUUACGGAGAGUACUUCUUGAAGUUUGGAAGAGAAUCAAGUUAUUCAAUGUUGAAAUUAAAGGGAACUUUCACUGAUAUUGCCCAUGUUGAUCUAGAGGGUGGUUUCAAGGCUGGACCAUACCAAGAACAUGAAGUUCUCUUCGAGACAAAAUGGAACAAAGAAGGUGAUAAUAUCAUUGGAGGGGGAUCAUUUAAUUACGACAAUUAUCAUGGUACUCACACAUUAGAGAUAAUUCGUGGAGAUCCCCAAAAGCGGGCUGCAACAGUUAAAUGGACAGCAAACUCAAAUUAUCCUGACUUCCAGCUUAUUUCUCUAUUUGGAAAUUACGAUUUCGAUGGCAAAUUAGUAUUUCUUUCAGAAGUCAGAAUAAAUGACGAAAUUUCAAAAAUUGAAGUCAAUAUUACCAAUUUCAAUCCCAAAAAUUCUCGCAACACAAUAGAAUGGAAUAUUCCAAUCCUCUCAAAAUAUGGCCCAUUUCUGGAAUAUUUAAGCGAAUUCCAAUUAACACUUACACAUAACUUUAGAAAAGAUACUAAAAUCAUCUUGGCUGUUGCAGUGAUAAGUAAAAGUGACGCACGAUUGAAGGUUCAUUGGACGCAAAGUGACGAGUAUGACACCUUUACAAGUGGUAUUAAUAUGAGAGGGAAAUAUUUCGGUGCAGUCCGCAUCACUGGAAACUACGAUGUUUCAAAUGCUGAAAAUUUUCAUGCUGAAGUGACCUACUCGAGAAAUAGUCCAGCGAACGGAGAACACACUUUCAGCAUUAAAUGGAAAAGGCAAAUGACUUCUGGUCACUUUGAAAGCGAAAUAAUUUGGGAUUCCUCUUUUGCAACUGUUUCCCAUGCUCGUGUUUAUGUAGUGGCUGACUUCAUUGAGAACAUCAAAUUAAUAUCUGGAUUAGAAGCGAAUGACAAGGUAAUAACAGCACAAUUUGAUAUGAGCAAUAAUUCAGUUUCUGGAAAAAUAACAACACCAUUUGAAGGCUAUGAAUCAAUUGAAAGUCUAAUCACGUAUAGUCUCCUUGGCAAAAACAAAAGUGUAGUUUUAAAAUAUGAAGGCGGGGGACAGAAGAUUGAUUUCAAUUUUACCUUGAACAAGAUUAGUAAGAAAAGGGGAGAUUUUACUCUAAAUCUUAAAACACCCUUUGAAAUGAUAAGGACCCUUAAUAUUGAAGGGCGAUGGGGUAAAAAAGGAGCCACUCUAGAUUAUCAACGAAAUGAUAAUCACUACAGCUUCACAGGUGAAGCAGAAUUCCAAGGAACUAGAUCAGACUUUGACUUCUCCUUCAAAUCACCAGAAAGUCAAACGAUUAGGAUAGCUGCUUCUUAUAAUGUGCAAGACUUCAUUGCUGGAACUACAAGUAAUGAUCAGAAGCUAGCUAGUCUUGAAAUUGAGUUUGAAGGCUAUACAAUCAACUUUGACGUGCAUGGUUUCCGCAGCAGUGAGAGGAUAUAUAUGGAGAUGAGUGGAAAAUCUUCUCUUGUCGUAUUGAGAGAAUUCCAUCUGAUGAUGAACUCAGAAAUAGAUGCUAAAAGUCGUGAUGAAGUCUUCGAAAUUAAAUUAAAUGAAUUCGAAUUCAAGACUGAAAACCAUUUUGAGAGGCAUGAAAAUGAUGGCUUCUAUUUCAAGAAUAAGAUUGAGAGUACACUUACUCCUCUUCCAGCCUUGAUCUUUGGCCUUGGAAAGGAAGAUGGCGAAUAUAUUGUGACUGUGGGAUAUGGUAACGACCAAGAACUUACUGUGUCUAUCAAAGGCAAGAACAACUUUAAAUCUGGAUUUAGUGGUUCUGUUGACAUCCCUGCCUAUGGAUAUGAAGAGGUUAGAUAUGAUGUGGACUAUGGAUUUACAAGCGAUGAUGAGCUUCACAUCAAUGUCGAUAUUAAAUUGAAUGACGGUGGCAAGAAAAUCGAGGCAGACUUUAUUUAUAAUUCAGAAGGUGUGAAAGCUCGUCUAGCUUCUCCAGCAACUGGUGACCACAGCGUGCGUGUCCGACGGUCUAUCUCGUCUAACAGUUUUUUCACAGAAGUUGGCUUUGAUGAUUAUAACCUGAAACUCCGAGGUGGCUUCAAGGAUGAGGAUACUAAACGCGGCGCAGUGUUAGAAGGAGAUAUAUUUGGCAACAAGUUCCUCAUCGACUUCCUCUUCCAGUCACAAGGGAUGCAGUACUCUGAGGGAAAGCUUAUUAUUCACACACCAUUCCGUGGUAUGGAAAACAUGGGAGGUUUAUUCACACUUUCUAAUGUAGACAACAAAAUUAUGGCUCAUGUUGAAGUGCUCCUUCCCUCAUAUACAACACCAAAAAUAAUUGGAGAGCUUAAAUUAGAUAUGAAUGAGAAAAUUGAUGGCUAUUUGACAAUUGAUGUGGCUGGUGAACAGUUCACUCUCAAGAGUAAUCUUGCUGGUGCUUCAGUAAGUCAAGGCUACCGAGGCACUGUAGAGCUGUAUACACCUUUCCAUGCUAUAUCAACCGUUAUUAUCAAUGGGAAAAUCAAAAUGGAAUCUUUGUCGUCCUUGGAAGCUGACGUGACAGUCGUUGAACCUUAUGAUACACACGAAUUGAAAGUAAAAUACCAACUCUCUCCAGAAAAACUUACAGCCAUCAUUAAUAUUGACGGCAGACAAUAUGGAGGGGUAAACACGAGUUUAAUCCUGGAGGGCUUCGGUACUGCACACAAUAAAAUAAAAUUAACCAUUAAUGAUGAUGAAUUAACUGCAGAGUACACCAUGGGCGAAGCUACCUUUAUGUUCAACUUGAAUUCUGUAAUUAUGAAUGUUUCACGCCAGCUCUCUAUUGAAGCUAAGUACCCAUCAUUAGAAGCUUUGGAAGCCACUCUUAUUAUUAUGCUCGGACAUCAAACUCAUAAUAUCCACGGAAAUUUCAACAUCGUCAGCAAUCGCAUUCAAGGUGGAAUAGAGAUAGAAUCUUCUCUAAUUGAGGGAACACGGAAGUUGAUUUUUGACAUUUCAGUCCCAAGUUCUUCUUACAAACACGCUAUCUUUGACGUGACACUGUCUACGUUGGAAACUCAUUCCUUUUAUUUUGAACUCGAUGCAAGGACUGGUGUUCGUGCCACUGUAAAAGUCGAUACUCCCAUCUUCCCUAAGACGACUCUUGCCAUUGAAUAUUUUGCUGACAGUGUUGAACUUGUCAUUGAGACUCCCACAGGAACUCACAAGGUUCGGGGUACAUGGCGUGUAACUCACAAGACGCCUAUUGAUCUGUUGGCUACUGUUGAGGUGAUGUCUCCUCUCCUCAAAGAGACUUAUACUUUCAGUGUAAUGCUUAGUGGUGGCAGUACAAAUGGCGUGGGCAAGGCAGAGCUCCAAGUAGGCAAUGUACGACAUGCUAUUGAAGCAAGUACAUCCAUGAGAAGAAAUGGAGGUGGUUUUAACCUAAAUAUCGAAACACCAUUCAAAAACAUCAAUGAAGCUACAUUUGAAGCUUCCUUAGAUUUUGGGGAUAAAGUUCAGUUACAAGUAACGGCUAAUCUGGCUGGAAAAAUUAAUGCAUUUAAUUUUGAUUUCGACAAAGAGAACAAAACCUUCUUAACAGUUGUCCAAUCACCCUUCAUCCCUACUGGACUAGUUAGCGCGGAAGCUGCACUAACUGGCGACAUGAAUAAAAAUAUGCAUUUCAAAGCCGCCCUAAAGAACAAUAAGAAAGCUAUAUCAGGUAUUCUUGAUUUGAAAAUUCCUUCUCCUCACAACAUUAAAGUAAACUUGAAGGUUGCAACUCCUUUCAGGGGCUAUAAGAAGAUGAACUUUGUUGCCCAAUAUACGAAGGAUGAAUUCACAACCAUAAUUCUAUCUCUAGAUAAACCAGUCAUGUUUAAAGUGAAUGUUCAGUUCCUUAAUACAUUCACUGCAGUCAAGGGUAACCUUAAGAUUGAAACUUCCAUUGAAGACUUCGAAAACAUUGAGGCUGACUUAGAUAUUCCCCUUUCCAAAUUCGCUCCAAGAGCAGUCUUGACGCUGCCUAAUCACAAGUACGGCAUUGCUGCAGACUUCGAACGUGACGAUGUUACAAAGAUGUCUGCUGAGCUACACCUGGACGACGUUUCUUACGAUGGCAACUUGGCCCUGAGGACCAAGGCGCCCUAUGUGCUGGCCUAUGACUACCAACUCCCCGAUAUUAGCAGCAAUAAGUUCCACCUCAGAAUUGACUCCUCAAUCAUAUCUGCAUUUGUUUAGGGAUAAUGUUAACAGUUUAGUUUUUAAAGAAUCUUCCAUCGAUAGCUCAGCCUCUAGUCAUAGAUAUUCAGACCAUGUCAAUAUUUAAUCGUGUAUUUAGAGAAUUCUACAUAUAAUUAAAUAUUUGUGCAUAUCGAAGGAGAAUAUGUGUGUUAAUUUCUAGGAGUAAACAUAACAUUAUUGCUUAUAUCUGACUUGGUUAUGAUUAUCCUAUAAUCAUGUAUAUAAACUAUUAACACUCAAAAUAUGUAACCCAUGUAUCUGCAAUAAAAAGAUUUCAUA
Molecule: messenger RNA, 15023 nt
Organism: Homarus americanus (American lobster)
Lineage: Eukaryota; Metazoa; Arthropoda; Malacostraca; Decapoda; Nephropidae
Exons: 11
Coding region: 54-14741 (4895 amino acids)
Biological process (GO): lipid transport
Molecular function (GO): lipid carrier activity
Source: RefSeq, a predicted model, not a curated record